AUGUAAGUAUAAUAAUCAAGAGAUCGUAUUUAAUUAUUUUUCUCAGCCACUAAAUUAAAAGACACAGAUAUAAUAGGAGGUAAAAGCGAUCCAUACCUAAAGGUCUAUAUAGUUGAAAACAAGAAAAAAACCCUCUUAGGUUAAACCGAAACUAAAGAAAAUACUAAAAGUCCAACUUGGUCUACCCCCAUAGAAUUAGACUAUGUUUUUGAAUUGAAAUAAAAAUUAGAAUUCGAAGUAUAUGACAAAGACUUAUUAACUGCUGAUGAUUUAAUCGCUAAAGGAAAAUGUACUUUAGGUUAAAUUAUGGCUGAAAUAAAUAAAUUCGAAAUAAACCUAAAAACAAAGGAUGAUAAAAAAGAUGCAGGAAAACUCUAAAUUAAGUCAGAAAAAUUAACACUUUCAAACACCGUAGAAUGGGCAUGGUCAGGCGUAAAAUUAAUAAACGUAGAUUUUUGGACUUUAACAGACCCUUUUUUGAGAUUUUAUUCUUAUAAUCAUAAAGGAGAAAAAGUGUUAGUUUUCGAAAACGAGGUUAUUAAAAAUAACUUAGAUCCAGUAUGGAAAUCACAUAAAUAAUCCAUCACUAAACUUUGUUAGGGAGAUUUUGAUAAAAAAAUACUCGUGGAAUGCUGGGAUCAUGAGAGAACUGGAGGACAUAGAAUAGUUGGUUCAAUUGAAAGCACUAUGAAAGAAUUUAUUAAAACUUAAGGACAAAAGCAUGAACUUUAAAAUGAAGAAAGAAAAAAGAAAGGAUAAAAAGAUUUAGGGUUUUUGCUCGUUUAGAAUAUCAAAAUCACACCACCUACUUUCAUAGAUUAUGUAUAAGGUGGUUACUAGAUUAAUGUUAUAGCAGCUGUAGAUUUUACUGCCUCAAAUGGAGAUAUUAAUGAUCCUAUAUCACUACAUUCUUCCGAUUUAUUAAAAAAUUAAUAUCUUUAGACUUUAAAAAAAACUUUAAAUGUGCUCUUAUAAUUUGACUCGAACAAAAGAAUUAAACUUUACGGAUUUGGAGGAGUACCCCAAUAUCCUAAUUUAAAAUCUUAUGACACUGAUCACUGUUUCCCAUUAACCGGAGAUGUAAAAAAUCAUGAAGUUUUAGGAUUAGAUGGUGUAAUUUCUGCCUAUUAAAAUGCUUUGUAAAACGUUACUUUAUGUGGACCAACUUUCUUUGCUCCAGUUAUAAAAAAUGCAUCCGAUAUUGCCAGAAUUAACAGCAAUAAUGAUGUUUAUAAUAUUUUACUUAUACUCACUGAUGGAGCAAUUGAUGAUAUGGAAGAAACUAUAGAAUUAUUAGGGCAAGCUACUAAUUUGCCUCUAUCAAUUAUUGUUGUGGGUAUUGGUAAUGAUACAUUUGAAGAAAUGAAGGCUUUAGAUGGAGAUUUGAGAAUGAAAAGCUAAAAUGUAUAAAGAAAGCAUAGAGAUUUGGUAUAGUUUUUAGCUUAUAAUGAUGUUAAGGGAGGAGAAUAAGAAUUAACCAGACUUUUACUGGCUGAAGUACCUAAUUAAUUCUUAUAGUAUUAAUUUAAUAAUGAUAGAUAUCCUAAACCACCUUGUGGAUAUGUAAUGGAAGAUAUACUUAGUUCAAAGAAAUAAUAAAAAUGA
Ichthyophthirius multifiliis is the source of this 1605-nucleotide messenger RNA. RefSeq lists its product as hypothetical. The record is from RefSeq and is a predicted model, not a curated record. Gene Ontology annotation, molecular function: calcium-dependent phospholipid binding. Gene Ontology annotation, cellular component: plasma membrane. Gene Ontology annotation, biological process: cellular response to calcium ion. The transcript has a single exon. NCBI's taxonomy places the organism in Eukaryota, Ciliophora, Oligohymenophorea, Hymenostomatida.